This is a messenger RNA of Talaromyces atroroseus, 492 nucleotides long. RefSeq lists its product as hypothetical. NCBI's taxonomy places the organism in Eukaryota, Fungi, Ascomycota, Eurotiomycetes, Eurotiales, Trichocomaceae. The record is from RefSeq and is a predicted model, not a curated record. The coding region runs from base 1 to 492 and encodes 163 amino acids. The transcript has 3 exons.
AUGUCUUCGCUUUUUUGCGCGCUUUUUUUCGCGCUUUUUACGUUGGCUGGGGCGGCUGAUCCCCCCCCAGCAGGAGCUGAGAAAGUGGACGUUGGGAAGGACGGGGUCUCCUAUUGGGGGGACCCCAGAAACUUCAUCUACCACGCGGCAGGGGGGACCCUGCUCUUGAUCAUCGCACGGUUUGGGUGGGCUGCGGCCUACAGGUUUCGAGAGGGAAACCUCUCAAUACCAAUUCCGGUGCCUGGGCGGCUACGCGCCGCUUUACGAGUUUUAUUCGCGGCGGACCCCCGGGUCCAAGCCGACCUCGAAAUGGGUGCACCAGCACCAGCACCAGCGCCAGCACCAGAACCAGCACCAGCACCAGAACCAGCACCAGCAGAAGCAGCAGCAGCAGCUCCAGCUCCAGCUCCAGCUCCAGCUCAAGCGGCGCCAGAGCUAGCAAAGCCGCGUGCAGUCCGUUGUGCAUGCGGGCGGGCCUGGGAUAAUAAUUAG